This is a messenger RNA of Scaptodrosophila lebanonensis, 10917 nucleotides long. RefSeq names its product protocadherin-like wing polarity protein stan (gene stan). Gene Ontology annotation, biological process: cell surface receptor signaling pathway; homophilic cell-cell adhesion; G protein-coupled receptor signaling pathway. Lineage: Eukaryota; Metazoa; Arthropoda; Insecta; Diptera; Drosophilidae. Gene Ontology annotation, molecular function: G protein-coupled receptor activity; calcium ion binding. The transcript is spliced from 7 exons. The coding region runs from base 1 to 10917 and encodes 3638 amino acids. Gene Ontology annotation, cellular component: plasma membrane. The record is from RefSeq and is a predicted model, not a curated record.
AUGAGUGUGGCAAAGGCAAUGCAAACUAAGACCAGCUGCACCCCCUACCCGCAAAUGUUCGGUUAUAGCAGACGCCGGCUUAGCUUGCUGUGGCUCACAGCAUUGCUUCUGCUGCUACUUCAAUUUUGCGUUCACACCCAUAGCUACCUAAUUAUUGUGCAUGAGGGGACGCCUCCCGGUUCCGUCAUCUUCAACGCUUCCGUGUACAAAUUGGGCUCGGAGCGUCUCUAUAAAAUAAAUGCACAUAAGUCGGCCAACUUUGUGCACCACCUAGUCGCGGUCAGCCACAAGGAUGGCCAAAUACAUUUAAAGAAAUCGCUUAAGUGCGAUGGCAUCUAUUAUCCAAAUCUGUUUACUUUCUAUGUGGACUCAACUUCCAGUCGUCUGCGUAGCAUUGAUUACUACAGUCUGCCAGUGCGCAUUUUCAUCUCGGGCCACAAUUGCAACGAGGAUAGACGCAUUGAACAGCAACUGCAUCAUCAGCAUUAUGAGGAGGAGGACAACACAGGGUAUUCAAAGCGCAGACGGCGACGUUAUGCGGUGCAACCACCUCAUCUCAGUGAACAGCAGCUGCUGCUUUAUGGCAACCAGCUGGAGAGCCUGAAGGAAGUGGCAGUGCAGUUAAAUAAUCACAGUCAUAGUCGCACUGAUUUUCGAGACGGUGAUUUGAUCUUUGGUGAUAGCUUUGACAACGAGAUGCGUCAUCGCAUAUUAAGCCGUAAGCGUCGAGGAGUGGCAGAUCCACUGCACUUAGAGCCGGCGCUUCAUAGACGAGUGUCAGAUGCGAAGCAGUGGAUUUCAGAAACGUACGCAUCAUAUGCUAUACAUACGACAGACAAGUGGAACCAAAUCUGCUUGCGAAAGUCCCAGUUUAUCAACAACCUUAAUUCCUUUUUGCCGAAAAGCGUAUGCCAGUACUGUAAUGUUAAUUUUCUCGAUGUGAACGACGAGCGUUUUGCCAUCGAGCAUCAGAAUCGUGAUUUGGUUGCCAGUCGAGAUGUGUGCAUACAUGAGUCAAUGUGGAAGGUCAGCAUUACAUUCAAUAUACGUUGCAAUCGCAACGAUAUAGUUGACUCUGAUCACCGUCUGAAGAUUGUCUAUCAUCAUCAAGAAUUCAAUGAUACGGAUAUUGCAAAACGCGUACGACGCGAACUGCGUAAUCAGUCGCCGUAUUUUGAGCAAGCCUUGUACGUAGCCUCUGUGCUGGAGGAGCAACCGGCAGGUGUUGCAGUAACGACAGUACGCGCACGUGAUCCCGAGGACUCGCCAGUUGUAUAUUCUAUGGUCUCACUAUUGGAUUCGCGAUCGCAGUCUCUAUUCAAAGUAGACUCGCGUUCUGGCAUGGUUACAACCUCUGCUAGUCUGGAUCGAGAGCUAAUGGAUGUGCAUUACUUCCGAGUAGUUGCUACUGAUGAUAGUUUUCCGCCGCGCUCGGGAACAACAACCCUGCAGGUAAACGUGUUGGAUUGUAAUGAUCAUAGUCCGUCCUUCGAAGCAGAGCAGUUUGAAGCAAGCAUACGGGAAGGUGCGACUGUUGGCUCUACGGUUAUUACAUUGCGCGCUACGGAUCAGGACAUUGGAAAAAAUGCAGAAAUUGAGUACGGCAUCGAGGCAGUUACGGAUGGCACAGGUACUCCGCAGGACCAAGAGAUGCCUAUUUUUCGCAUAGACUCCCGUUCCGGCGUAGUCUCUACGCGCAGCAGCUUAGAUCGCGAGACAUCUGACAGCUAUCAUUUGACUGUGACAGCGUCCGAUAUGGCGUCGGCGCAGAGCGAGCGUAAAACAGCGACAGCUAGUGUAUUGAUAAAAAUCUUGGAUGACAACGACAACUAUCCACAGUUUAGUGAACGCACCUACACUGUCCAAGUACCAGAAGAUCAAUGGGGUGACGAUAAUACAGUUGCUCAUAUACGUGCAACAGAUGCCGAUCAGGGAAACAAUGCUGCCAUACGGUAUGCAAUAAUUGGAGGGAACACGCAGUCCCAAUUCUCUAUUGACUCUAUGAGUGGGGACGUAAGUCUGGUGAAGCCGCUAGAUUACGAAAAUGUGCGCAGCUACCGCUUGGUCAUACGGGCUCAGGACGGCGGCAGUCCGUCCCGUAGCAAUACCACGCAGCUGCUGGUCAAUGUCAUCGAUGCUAAUGAUAAUGCGCCGCGAUUCUAUACGUCACAAUUUCAGGAGUCUGUACUGGAAAAUGUGCCAGUGGGAUACAAUAUUAUUCGCGUGCAAGCCUACGACUCUGAUGAAGGUGCUAAUGCAGAGAUUAGUUAUAGCAUUUCAGAAAGAGACGACAACUUUCCUCUGGCAGUGGAUCCAAGAACUGGUUGGGUGCAAACCAUCAAGCAGCUAGAUCGGGAAGAGCAAAAUCGCUUUGCCUUUCAAGUGGUGGCUAAAGAUGGAGGGGUCCCACCAAAAUCAGCCAGCUCAUCGGUCGUUAUUACAGUGCAGGACGUCAAUGAUAACGACCCCACCUUCAACCCAAAAUAUUAUGAAGCCAACGUUGGUGAAGAUCAGCCACCAGGCACACCUGUCACCACAGUAAUAGCGACAGAUCCAGAUGAAGAUUCACGCUUGCAUUACGAGAUUACUACGGGAAAUACACGCGGUCGUUUCGCCAUAACCUCACAAAAUGGCCGAGGGCUGAUAACCAUUGCACAAUCGUUGGACUACAAGCAGGAGAAACGUUUUUUGCUUACAGUUACAGCAACAGACUCUGGCGGUCGCACAGAUACUGCAACAGUGCACAUAAACAUUACGGAUGCUAAUAACUUUGCACCUAUUUUUGAGAAUGCUCCGUACAGCGCAUCAGUUUUUGAGGAUGCACCUAUUGGGACAACUGUGCUGGUUGUUUCUGCUACGGAUAGUGACGUCGGAAUAAAUGCUCAGAUAACCUACUCGCUCAACGAAGAGAGCAUAAAUGGACUGGGCAGUUCGGAUCCGUUUUCGAUCAACCCACAGACAGGCGCCAUUGUGACUAGUGCUGCUUUGGAUCGGGAAACCACCAGCGGUUAUCUGUUAACUGUAACUGCCAAGGAUGGUGGUAAUCCUUCACUUAGUGAUACAACCGAUGUAGAGAUAAGCGUAACCGACGUCAACGAUAAUGCGCCGUCUUUCAAGAAUCCUCUCUAUCAAGCCUCUAUUUUGGAAGAUGCACUUGUUGGUACCUCAGUGAUACAAGUUUCUGCUACUGAUCCAGAUAUUGGGCUCAAUGGGCGUAUAAAAUAUAUGCUUAGUGACCGUGAUGUGGAAGAUGGUUCCUUUGUCAUCGAUCCCACAUCGGGCACCAUACGAACAAAUAAAGGACUAGAUCGUGAAAGCGUGGCCACUUAUCACUUAACAGCUAUAGCUGUGGAUAAAGGAUCUCCACCAAUGUCUAGUACCGUUGAGGUUCAAAUCCGAUUGGAGGAUGUCAACGACUCGCCGCCUACAUUUGCCUCGGAUAAAAUUACACUGUAUGUACCGGAAAAUUCACCUGUGGGCUCUGUGGUAGGUGAAAUACAUGCCCAUGAUCCCGACGAAGGAGUAAAUGCAGUAGUGCACUAUUCAAUUAUUGGUGGCGAUGACUCUAACUCCUUCUCACUUGUCACUCGUCCCGGCUCAGAACGUGCUCAGCUGCUUACCAUGACCGAACUGGAUUAUGAAUCCUCACGUAAGCGCUUCGAACUCGUUGUACGGGCAGCUAGUCCACCUCUGCGUAACGACGCGCAUAUCGAGAUUCUGGUCACAGAUGUUAAUGACAACGCCCCGGUAUUGCGCGAUUUUCAAGUGAUAUUUAACAAUUUCCGGGAUCAUUUUCCCAGCGGAGAAAUCGGACGCAUUCCAGCCUUCGAUGCCGACGUCAGUGACAAGCUAAACUAUCGGAUCCUUUCCGGAAACAACGCGAACCUCCUACGUCUCAACAGUAGCUCGGGAGGUCUCAUACUCAGUCCGCAGCUUAACACGAAUGUGCCAAAGUUUGCCACCAUGGAAGUAUCCGUGUCGGAUGGCAUCAACGAAGCGAAAGCCAUCAUGCAGCUGUCCGUUCGAUUAAUAACUGAGGAUAUGCUCUUCAAUUCUGUCACCGUUCGUCUAAAUGAAAUGACCGAGGAAGCGUUUCUUUCGCCGCUGCUGAACUUUUUCCUGGAUGGUCUGGCAGCCAUUAUUCCCUGUCCGAAGGAACACAUAUUCAUUUUCUCUAUACAGGAUGAUACCGAUGUUACUUCACGGAUCCUCAAUGUGAGCUUCUCGGCUAGACGACCGGAUGUCUCACAUGAAGAGUUCUAUACGCCGCAAUAUCUUCAAGAACGGGUUUACCUUAAUCGCGCUAUAUUUGCUCGCUUGGCCACUGUUGAAGUGCUACCCUUCGAUGAUAAUCUAUGUGUGCGAGAGCCCUGCUUAAAUUACGAGGAGUGUUUGACGGUUUUAAAGUUUGGCAAUGCCUCCGAAUUUAUACACAGCGAUACAGUUCUAUUCAGACCUAUUUAUCCUGUGAACACGUUUGCUUGCUCAUGUCCCGAAGGAUUCACGGGCAGCAAGGAACAUUAUUUGUGCGAUACAGAAGUGGAUCUUUGUUACUCAGAUCCAUGUCUGAACGGUGGUACUUGCAUGCGACGCGAAGGUGGCUACACUUGCGUCUGCUCACCAUCACAUACUGGUGCCAACUGCGAGACAAGUAUUAGUAAGCUGCGAACUUGCAUGUCUGAUGCUUGCGAGGGAGGACUAAGCUGCAUGAACAAUUUUCUUAGUUCCCAACCACCCCCAUAUACAUCGACAUGUGAACUGCGGGCACGCUCCUUUUCGCGGAACUCGUUUCUCACUUUUGAAAGCCUUAAGCAACGGCAUCGCUUCAACCUGAAGUUAAGGUUUGCAACAGUGCAGGACAACGGACUUUUACUCUACAAUGGGCGUUACAAUGAGCUGCACGACUUUAUUGCACUAGAAAUAUUAUCGGGCCAUGUGACUUUCUCAUAUUCGCUCGGCGACAAGACCAACAGCGUGUCAGUAAUUCAACAGAACAAGGUAUCGGAUGGAAAGUGGCACGAGGUAGAAAUCGCCUACCUGAAUCGGACAGUCACUCUAAUUCUGAACAAGUGUGAUACGGCCAUUGCACUAGCUGGCCAUUUGGGCGAUCGUUGGAGUUGCGCCAACCAAACCACGUUGCUGCUAGACAAGCGUUGUGCUUUACUUACGGAGACCUGCCAUCGUUUCCUCGAUCUGACUGGUCCAUUGCAAUUGGGUGGCUUGCCACGUAUACCUGCAAAUUUUCCUGUCUCUAAUCGGGAUUUUGUUGGCUGCAUUUCGGAUUUGCGCAUUGACGAUCGAUACGUGGAUCUGAAUUCAUAUGUAGCGGAUAAUGGUACGAUAUCGGGAUGUCCGCAAAAGGCUUCGCUUUGCUCCUCGGAACCCUGCUUUAAUGGUGGCAAGUGUCACGAGGGAUGGAAUAUCUACACUUGCGAAUGUCCUGAAGGCUAUGCAGGCAAUAAUUGCCAGGAUAUUAUUCCAGCACCUUGGCGCUUUUCCGGCGAUGGCAGUCUCAGCUUCAAUCCGUUGCUGCGUCCUAUUCAGUUGCCCUGGCUUACCUCAUUCUCUAUAAGAACGUGGCAACGAGACGCCUUCCUCUUCCAAAUACAAAUAGGGCAGAACAGCUCCGUUGUGAUUUGUCUAAAGAACGGUGUAAUUUACUAUAUCUACGAUAAUGAACCCAUGUAUUUGGCGGGUGCCUAUUUGGCAGAUGGUGAGUGGCACCACAUUGAGAUUAAAUGGCUGGGUGCAGAAAUACAGUUCUCCGUGGAUUACGGCCAGCGUACUGGUGCUGUACCAAUGUCACAGAAAGUACAAGGUCUUUAUGUUGGAAAAAUUGUGAUAGGCAAUGUUGAUGGUACCAUUGGAUCGGUGCAAGAUGCAGUGCCUUUUGAAGGUUGCAUACAGGAUGUUCGCAUAGGAGCAGGACAGUCGGUUCUUUCUCGCCCUACCAUACGUGAGAAUGUAGAGGACGGCUGUGCAUCACGCGCCGAGUGUCCUAGUUCCUGUCCACUGCACUCUACCUGCCAAACGCAAUGGGAUGGAUCAAGCUGCGAGUGUCUCUCUGGUUAUGUGGGUCCUGAGUGCUCCCCCAUAUGCACAGUUAAGCCCUGCAUGGCUGGAACUUGCCGAGCCAACGUCAGUGAGCCCCGCGGAUACCAUUGUGAGUGCAACAGCACCUACCAGCAUGGCGACUAUUGCGAGCGCACUGUACAACAGCCCUGUCCUGGUGGUUGGUGGGGUGAGCGCGUAUGUGGACCCUGCAAGUGCAAUCUGAAGCAGGGCUACCAUCCAGAUUGCAACAAAACAACAGGACAAUGUUAUUGCAAAACGAAUCACUAUCAGCCGCUCAAUGAGACGGCGUGUCUGGCUUGCGACUGUUACUCCAUUGGGUCCUUUAACAGCGCUUGCAACAGGCUGACGGGCCAGUGCGAAUGUCGGGAAGGUGUGAUUGGUAGACGUUGUGACUCUUGCUCAAAUCCUUAUGCCGAAGUUACGCUAAAUGGCUGCGAGGUUGUCUAUGACGCUUGUCCACGCUCUUUUGCUGCAGGUAUUUGGUGGCCUCGCACACCAUUGGGAAGCACCACCAUUGAGAAUUGCCCCUCACCAGCUCGGGGAAAGGGACAACGAAAUUGUGACAGCAACACAGGUAGUUGGGGACCGCCGGACAUGUUUAACUGUACUUCUGAUCCAUUUGUGGAACUGCGCAGGCAACUGUCCCAGCUGGAGAAAUUUGAGUUAGAGCUAAAUUCAUUCGUGGCUAUCAAAUUGGCAGAGAAUUUGCAGAAUGCCUGCCAGACUGUAGAUCGCAACAGCAUGCCGAAAAAACCACAGCUCAAGGACAAUCGGCGUUACAAAAUGGAGUCGUCUUUCUUGUUAAAUGAAGGCAAUAAUGUAUGGUCGCAUGAAUUGGACAUGGACUACCUCUCGGAUGAAUUGAAGUUCACGCAUGAUCGCUUGUACGGCGCAGAUCUACUUAUUACCGAAGGUAUUUUGCAAGAGCUGAUAAACUAUGAACUUAUGCAAAGCGGCCUAAAUCUGUCCCAUAGUCAGGAUAAGUAUUUUAUAAAGAAUUUGGUAGAUUCUGCCAGCGUCAUCUUGGAUCGCAAAUACGAUGGUGAAUGGAAACGCGCCACAGAACUCAUACAACGUGGUCCAGAUGACCUUGUAGAUGCCUUUAACAAGUAUAUGGUGGUGCUAGCGCGAUCGCAGCAUGACACUUACACGAAUCCCUUCGAGAUUGUGCAGCACAAUAUGGUGUUGGGCCUAGACAUCAUUACCACAGAAUCGCUUUUUGGCUACGAACCGGAGCAGCUAAGUGAAUAUCACAAGACGAAGUACCUGAAGCCAAAUGCCUUUACAACAGAGAGUGUGAUUCUACCCGAUACAAGCGGCUUUUUGCAACACUCGUCUAAGCAAAAGCCCGUAAUUACAUUCCCCAAGUACAACAAUUAUAUUCAAGACAAGCACAAAUUUGACAAAUAUACUAAAGUGCUUGUUCCUUUAGAAAUGCUUGGUAUCACGCCACCGGAUAGCAAUGAAGUGACGCAGGGCAAGAAUGCUGACCACCGCGCUAUAGUCGCUUAUGCACAAUACAAGGAUGUUGGUCAGCUGUUGCCAGAACUUUUCGAUGAGACUAUUACACGUCGCUGGAGCGUCGAUGUGGAGGUAGCUACACCCAUUUUGUCUCUGCAAAUCCUCGUGCCGUCAUCAGAGCGAGAAGAAAAACACUUCGAAAUACCUUCUCGCAAAAUAUCAUCUUCCCAAAAAACUAUCUCGAGCAGCACAGGUAGCACAGAACAGGAAUUUGUCGAAGUUUUCGACGUGCCCAAGACUCCAACGAGCAGCACUGGUAGCAGUGAACACAUGAUUGAGGAUAUACGUAUUACUGCUCAUGAAAUACCACCUCCAGCAUCCAAGGAGCAUAUAGACACCAGCAGCAACGAGGCUGCAGAAGAGGAAGAACCACACAUUCGCGUCAACUUUGAUGACAUUGAGUUUCACGGAAAUUCUGGUGAGGAAGUAGCUAGCUCGCCAGAACUGCUAAAUCCGAACUAUGAAGGGGACAGCAAUGAACAGCCCAAAGGCGAAAAUGAUGCCAUCUAUCGAGAUCGUCGUUUGGUCAAACGUCAAGUAGAGAUAAUUUACCCAUCGGACCAAGUGCAGGCACCGCAACACGUGAUAUAUCGAUCACUUGGGUCGCCCCACCUUUCCCAGCCUAUUAAGCUGCAAAUGUGGUUAGACAUUGAUGCUACACGCUUUGGACCACGUUCUAAUCCGCAGUGUGUGCGCUGGAACUCCUUCACCAACCAGUGGACACGACUCGGCUGCCAAACGGAAAUACCCGACUUCGAUAGCGAUUACUCGCAGAGCCAGCAGCAUGGACAGUUUCCCAUUAUUGUCAAUUGCACGUGCACACACAUCUCAAGCUACGCCGUAAUUGUGGACAUCAUUGAUCCCGAGGAUAUCCCAGAGCCGUCACUGCUUGUGCAGAUCACAUCGUACUCAGCGUUUAUGGUAUCUUUGCCACUGUUGUUGGGCGUUCUGGUGGCACUGGCGCUGCUACGAGGACAGCAGACCAACUCAAACACCAUUCACCAAAAUAUUGUACUCUGCAUCUUCUUUGCCGAGCUGCUUUUCUUCGUCGGCAUGCAGUCGCGUCGACAUCUGCUUGAGAACGAAUUCCCCUGCAAGCUCAUAGCCAUUUGCCUGCACUAUUUCUGGCUAGCGGCAUUUGCGUGGACAACCGUCGACUGCGUGCACUUGUACCGAAUGUUGACGGAGAUGCGCGAUAUUAAUCACGGUCCGAUGGGGUUCUAUUUUGCAAUGGGCUAUGGCGCACCAGCUGUGGUGGUCGGACUAUCCGUUGGUGUUCGUGCACACGAGUAUGGAAACAGUCUAUUCUGUUGGCUAUCCGUGUACGAGCCUGUGGUCUGGUGGCUAGUCGGACCAAUUGCCGGCAUGUCUCUGGUCAAUUUGCUUAUAUUAUUUGUGUCGGUGAAGGCCGCUUUUACGCUCAAGGAUCAUGUGUUGGGAUUUGGCAAUUUACGCACGCUACUUUGGCUUUCGGUGGUUUCGCUGCCCUUAAUGGGUGUGAUGUGGGUAUUGGCCGUAUUAGCUGCUUCGGAAAACUCUCAGCUUUUAAGUCUACUGCUUUCUGGUGUGGUUGUUCUCCAUGCUUUAUUCUGCCUAAUUGGAUACUGCAUCAUUAACAAGCGAGUUCGCGAGAAUUUACAACGAACUUGCCUACGAUGCAUGGGUCGAAAAGUGCCUCUGCUUGACUCCUCUAUGGUUGUGAGCAAUAGCUCACAUAACGUGAACGGUGCGGCCAGACCAAACAACUUCCUAGCUGGAAACUAUGACACGAGCAGGCGCAAUAUUGGCAUAAGUGCAUCCAGUACAACGUCACGCAGUACAGCUAAGACGAGUUCUAGUCCUUAUAGCGAUGGGCAACUGCGUCAAACUUCUACAUCGACUUCAAACUACAAUUCAGCAAGCGAUGGGCCUAGUUUCCUACGCGGCUUUGAUUCUUCAACCACUGGCCGCAGCCGUGAAGAAAAGACACGCCGUCAACGUAAGGAUUCGGAUUCAGGCUCGGAAACAGAUGGCCGCUCACUGGAACUGGCGUCAAGUCAUUCCAGCGACGACGACGAGUCGCGGACAGCCCGCUCGUCUGCCACACAUCGAAGCACAGCAAUUAGUGCGACGCCUGCAUAUUUACCAAACAUCACAGAGCACGUGCAGGCCACAACUCCUCCCGAAUUAAAUGUGGUACAAAGCCCUCAACUAUUUCCGAGCGUUAACAAGCCCAUCUAUACGCCGCGAUGGUCGAGCCAACUACCCGAGGCUUAUUUGCAAAGUCCGCCAAAUAUUGGGCGCUGGUCACAGGAUACCGGCUCUGAUAAUGAGCACGUGCACGGCCAGAAAAUGACCAUUUCACCUAAUCCUUUGCCUAAUCCUGAUCUCACCGAUACUAGUUAUCUACAGCAGCAUCACAACAAGAUAAACAUGCCACCUUCAAUACUAGAAAAUAUACGGGAUGCGCAUUGUACAGACCACGGCUACGAAGACAGUUUGUAUGGGCGACGGGGCGAAUACCCGGAAAAAUAUGGCUCGUAUAAGCCACCUAGUCACUAUGGCAGUGAGAAGGACUAUCCAGGCGGAGGCGGUGGCUCACAAAUUGUGGGCCACUUGCGCACUUUUCAUCCAGAUGCGGCCUAUCUCAGCGACAACAUUUAUGAAAAGCAGCGUCCAUUAGGAAGCGGAUAUUUGGGGGCCAAGUCCGAGUCGCCUUAUCUGUCAAAGGAUCGCAUUACUCCCGACAUAUAUGGCUCCCGGGAUGGGCACUACAGCCUCAAACGUCAGCCUACCUACACCACCGACUCUCUGCACUCCGUGCACUCGCUGCUCAAGAACGAUUAUCAGCAGCAAAAGCAACAGUUGCCGACACAGAUACACACGAUGCCACGGCAGCCAGGUGAUUAUCACUCAGAUCGUCUGUCCGAAGGCUCAGACAAAAAUGGCUAUCAUUUUCCUUACACCGCCGAGGAGGAUCAUCUACAGACAGCCCGAAAGCUUAGCCACACACAACCACCGUCUUUGCAUGGAUCGCAGCAGCUUCAUAGCGGCCAUCUCGGACAUGGACAUGCUACAGGACUUGUGAACGACAUGAAUAAUCCAGGCUUAUUGGCCCGUCAUCCGCUCAACGCAAGUGGUGGGUCGCGGCACAGCUCCCGGGCCUCUUCACCCCCUUCAGGUAUGGUGGCGACCAUGCAACCGCUAGGGCCCCUCGCCAGCAUCACAGACACUGACUCAGAGUUCGACAUUAUUUGGCUGCAACGCAGACAGAGGCGGCAACAAUAUCCUUGGUCAUUGAAAAUAUGGCGGAAUAUUGAUGAUGACGAAACCACGGUGUGA